CGUUUCCUCUCCAAGAUGGCGGCGCCCAGCGGGAGGAGCGGCGGGCUCGCGUGGGCCGCGCUGGUGCCCGCGGCCCUGCUGUGCCUGGCGGCUCGCGCGGCCGCGGGACCGGGCACGGCCUCGGACGCGGCCCAGAGCACCGCCGAGUUCGACGUGCGGCCCGGCGGGGAGGUUCAUUCCUUCUCCCGGAGCCUGGGGGAUUACAGCUGCUCCUUCACCUACUCGGCCCAGGGCGGCACCAACGAGCAGUGGCAGAUGACGGUCGGAGUGAGCGAGGACAGCGCCCUCUUCUCCUGCUCCAUCUGGAGGCCCCAAGGGAAGUCUUAUCUCUUCUUUACCCAGUUUAAAGCCGAAGUGAAAGGAGCCAAGAUAGAGUAUGCCAUGGCUUAUUCUCAGGCUGCUGCAGGUGCCCUGAACGACAUCCCCUUAAAGCAGGAGGAGUUUGGGAUCACUGAAACAGCAGUGUCUCACACGGAAGGCAAGUUCCGUUUCGAGCUGUCCAAGCUGAUGAUCGUGGCCAAAACCCCCCGUGACGAGCUGUGAGCCCAGGCCAGCCCUGGGCAGGGGGCACGGCCACACCAGCAUGGCAGGGAAGGGAUUUCCUGCUUACCUGCAGGGUUUUUCUUUUGGUUGGCCAAACCUUUUAUGUUUUCCGUACUGCAGCGUGCUGGGGACCGACACGAGAGGGGCCUGGAGGGCUGGGGACAGAUUUGGGUCAGAGUAACAGCCCAGGAGCUCCUGAUCCUCCUGUGCCCCUCCGAGCAGGGCAGAGCUCCUUGCAGAGGGGCUCCUUAUCUGCCUGCCUGGGAAGAGCAGUGCAGGGAGAUAAGGGGCUGGGCUUGAGCAGGGCCUGCCACAGGGAGCUGUUAACUCUCCAGUCUCUGGAGGGGAGGUGGGAUUGCUCUCUCCACCAGCGUGACAGGAGGAAAUAAUUAAUUCAGGGUUGGGGAGGGAGGGGAUUGGCCAAAGCUCUGACUCCGUGGAGAGUGUGGGGCUGGGCUGGGGGAAGGCAGAGCAGCUCAUCCUGGCACAAUCAGGAAUCAAUCCAGGCAACACUUCCACGGGUCAGCACAACCACGGGACUAUUUUAUACCUACAGAAAAGUGAUUUUUUUCUUAUCCAGAGUAAUAACAGGGAAUGUGCAAUUCCUUUCCUGUGUGAGUACAGUACAAAUAAAGAAAUAAAGCAUCA
Messenger RNA from Serinus canaria (Common canary), 1191 nucleotides. It is a transcript of the gene MYDGF, whose product is annotated as myeloid derived growth factor. The coding region runs from base 16 to 543 and encodes 175 amino acids. The transcript has 6 exons. Gene Ontology annotation, biological process: positive regulation of endothelial cell proliferation; positive regulation of angiogenesis. Lineage: Eukaryota; Metazoa; Chordata; Aves; Passeriformes; Fringillidae. The record is from RefSeq and is a predicted model, not a curated record.